AUGGCUUUCAAUUUCUCUCGCCUCGAUGCUCAAGCCGCCGCCGAGAAAGCCGUCUCGGUGAUCGGGUUAGGUUACGAUCUCUGCACCGAUGUUCGUCUCUCCGCUUGUAAAGCUUCACCAGACGGGUCCAGAUUAGUCGAAAUUGACCCGACCCGGAUCCGAGACCUCGUCUUCCCCGGCGGGAUCGUCGUCAACGACGUCUCCAGUUCGAUUAAGUGCGAUAAAGGCGAACGAACUCGUUUCCGCUCCGAUAUACUCUCUUUUAACCAGAUGUCGGAGAAGUUUAAUCAGGAUAUGUCUUUGUCUGGGAAGAUACCAUCAGGGAUGUUUAAUCAUAUGUUUGGUUUAAGAGGGAUUUGGCAAAAAGAUGCGAGUUCAGUGAAGAGUCUAGCUUAUGAUGGUUGGUUUAUUAGCUUGUACAGUGUAGAGCUAGUUAGGUCUCAAAUAGCUUUACGUGAUGAAGUGAAACGUGAAGUACCUUCUUCUUGGGACUCUGCUGCACUUGCGGGGUUUAUUGAGAAAUAUGGUACUCAUAUAGUUGUUGGAGUAACUAUGGGAGGUAAAGAUGUUAUUCAUAUGAAGCAGUUACGUAAUUCGAAUCACGAGGCUGAUGAAGUUCAGAAAAUUUUGAAGCAAUUGGGUGACCAAAGAUUUCCAGUUGAUCCAGUUGAAAGUGUAUCUCCUGCUGCUGAUUAUUCCGGAAAGACCAAGGAGGAGAAUCCUCUCCAAUGGGGAGUUCAUGGACCGCUGCUUGGUACAUCGACGAAGCCUGCUGUUGUCAUGCGCUCCAAGAACGAGGAUAUGGUGGGUAUUUGUGUCAGACGAGGAGGUGUUGAUAUGGGGCAGAGUCAUGAUCGAUGGCUCUCAACAAUUUCACAAUCACCCAACGCUAUAUCGAUGUGCUUUGUUCCUAUAACUUCACUCUUGAGCGGUCUCCCAGGAACAGGAUUUCUUAGUCAUGCAGUGAACUUAUACCUCCGAUAUAAGCCGCCAAUAGAGGAGUUGCAUCAAUUUCUUGAGUUUCAACUUCCACGCCAAUGGGCUCCUGUGUACGGAGAUCUCCCUCUUGGACUACGACGCAGAAAACAAUGUUCUCCAUCCCUUCAGUUCUCUUUGAUGGGUCCAAAACUAUACGUCAACACAUCAAAGGUUGAUUCGGGUGAGCGACCAGUAACCGGAUUACGCUUAUUCCUAGAGGGGAAGAAAGGGGAUCAUCUUGCAAUCCAUUUGCAGCAUCUCUCUACAUGUCCUCCAAGUCUCCAUCUCUCACACGAUGACACGUAUGAACAGAUCGACGAACCAUCCGAAAAAGGAUAUUAUGAAGCUGUAAAAUGGGGAAUCUUCUCACACGUCUGCACCUUCCCGGUUCAGUACAACGGAGCACGGUCUGAUGAGGCGGCCUCUAUUGUAACCAAAGCCUGGUUAGAAGUCAAAGGAAUCGGGAUGAGGAAAGUUCUCUUCUUGAGGCUCGGUUUCUCACUCGUUGCAUCAGCUGUUACACGUAGAUCAGGGUGGGAUAAUCUCUCAACAAUCUCGCGUAAAUCAGGAGUUUUCUCUAUGAUUAGUACAAGACUAAGCACGGGUUUAAGUCCAAACCCCACUACAACGAAACCACAGUCUCAGAUUGAGAUAAACUCAGCGGUUUAUCCUCGAGGGCCAUCACCGCCUGUAAAACCAAAGCUCCUGAGUCUUGUGGACACGAAGGAGGUGAUGAGAGGUCCAGAGGAACCACCUGGAUAUUGGGUUGUGACUGGGGCUAAGCUUUGUGUAGAGGCAGGCAAGAUCUCAAUCAAAGCUAAAUACUCUCUGCUCACUGUUGUGUCAGAAGACUCACUAGUCUGA
Arabis nemorensis is the source of this 1842-nucleotide messenger RNA. The record is from the annotation of a GenBank genome assembly. NCBI's taxonomy places the organism in Eukaryota, Viridiplantae, Streptophyta, Magnoliopsida, Brassicales, Brassicaceae.